AUGAAGUCCACCGGUGGAAGAAUUUUUUUAAUUAUAUUAGCCCACGUUUUAUAUACAUUAGCUGCUAAUGUUGAUUCUGUUAAACAAGAAGGAAAGAAAUCCAAGGGCGUAAAUACAUUUGUAAGCGCCAAAUGGGAAGCAACACCUAUUGUAUUGGAAUUGGCAGAGUAUUUAUCUGCAGAAAGUACAGAUUUAUUUUGGUCAUUUUUUGAUGGUAUUAAUUCUCUGAAAUCAAGUUUAGAUAGCUUAGCAACAGAAAAACAUGUUUACGAUGCUUGUAUUGGUGUUGCUAGCACAUUACUAGCUCCUGCUCAAUUACGUAUGGCAAAACUAGCACUGUCUAUGCACUUAACAUCACCUACAGUGCGAAUGUUCGACCAGAUUGCCUUACAGAAUGGAGCAAAAGAUGUGUCUUGUGAUACAUUUGUGUCCAUUGCUUCUAGAAAAAUUUGCGAAAAUGAUGCAUUAAGAGAUGUACUUAAGUCUUUAAAUGACUAUAAUCCAGAUGAACAUCAUUUGGAAACAUAUUUACUGGAUCACUCAUAUCCAAGUAGUGAUAAUAAAAGUCUCACAGCCAUUUUAUAUGGAGAACUUGGCAUGUCAGAUUUUGCAGCUAAACAUAAAAUUUUAUCAGGUUAUGCUGAUAAGGGCUUAUUAAAUUAUGUUGUGAGAUGGAAUGUUAAGGCAAGAGGCAAACCAAAAUUAAGACUGUCAGGCUAUGGAGUUGAAUUACAAUUGAAGAGUACAGAAUAUAAAAGUCAAGAUGAUACAACACCAAAAGAGUCAGAGGAUGGUGACACUUCAGCACCAUCUGAGGAAGAAGAUGAAAAUGAUCCACAGAAUCAAAUUGAUGGUUUUAAUUUUGGAAGGCUUAAGAAUUUGUUUCCUGCACUGCGAACUCCUCUGGAACGUUUUCGUAGACAUUUAUCAGAAACAAGUGAAGAAUUAGCUCCACUCAAAGUUUGGCAAAUGCAGGCACUGAGUAUGCAAGCAGCAGCAGCGGUGGUGGACGCCCACGACGCGGGCGGCGAUGAAGCGCUCAAAGUACUCACAUCUAUAGCUCAGAACUUUCCAAUGCAGACCAAGUCACUGAUCCACGUGAAUGUGCCUCGAGCGUUCCGCGACGAAGUGCUAUACAACCAGGACAUUUGGGCGUCGUCGCUGGGACUGCGGCCGGCCGAGCCCUUGCUGCUGGUGUCGGGCGCGCAGUACGACGCGGACGAGGUGGACGUCCUGGCGCUGCUGACUGCGCUUAGGGAGGAUAUCGGACCUAUGAAUACUUUACAUGCUUUGGGUCUCUCUAAGAAGUUCAUCAACAAGUUAAUGUCGCUAGAAGUAGGCGAGACAUACACAUGGGAGGAGUAUGGUCUAGAUAUCCGCGACACCUCAAUCACGUGGCUCAACGACCUGGAGAGCGACGAGCGUUACCGUCGCUGGCCCUCGUCUUUCAUGGAUAUGUUACGUCCUACUUACCCCGGCAUGCUGAGGAAUUUGAGAAGGAAUAUUUAUAAUUAUGUAAUCAUAGUGGAUCCCACAUCCCCUGCGUCCGCGCCGGCGCUGAAGCUGGGCGAGACGCUGCUGAAGCACGCGACGCCGGUGCGCGUGGGGCUGGUGCUGGCGCCGGGCGCCGCGCCCGCCGCCGCCGCCGUGCGCGCCGCCUUCAACUACGUAGCGCAGGAUAGGAACUCGAACAAGGAAGCUUUCUAUUUUCUUACUCAGCUUAUUCAUUCAGCACAGGAGGAAGGUAUUACACUCGAGCACAUAAAGAAGAACUUACAGAAAUAUACAAGCUCUAGCAAUAAUUUAGAUGACAUCAUAUCAGAGGAUUCCGAGUACAACUUUGGUAAUCAACUCGCAGAAGAAUUCGUUUCUAAGCUGGGAACUAAUAAAUAUCCUCAGGUGUUAAUAAACGGUGUCCCGCUGUGGGACGAGAGCCCGACACCGGUGACGUCGUCGGUGGAGCUGCUGGAGGAGGCGCUGGUGACGGCGCUGUCGCGGCACACCGCGCGGCUGCAGCGCGCCGUGUUCCGCGGCGACCUCUCGGACAGUGACGACGCGGUUGACUAUAUUAUGAAGCAACCACAUAUUAUGCCCAGGUUAAAUCGGCGAGUGCUGUCUUCGGAACCGUCACAAUAUUUGGAUCUGUCAGGUGUUCCAUCUUCAACAGAACUGUUCACUGAAGAAAGAGUGCAUCGCUUACUACACUUAACAGGUCGCGAUGCAUUGGCUACAGCAUUGCCCAUAUUUAAAUAUUUCUUAAAAGGAGGAAAGCAAGAAAAGAUAACUCAGACUAUCUGGGUGGUAGGUGACCUCAAUGAAAAGGAAUCAAGAGAACUAUUGAAAAAUGCUCUUACAUUCAUGAAGGAGACAGGCGGCGUGCGUGUAGCGUUCAUCCCGAACGUGGAGGGCGCGGGCGCGGCGCAGUCGCUCAACAAAGUGGUGGUGGCGGCGCUGGCGGCGCUGGACGCCGCGCCCGCCGCGCAGUACGUGCUGCGCCUGCUGCGCGACGACGGCUGUCACGAGAGGCAGGAUUGCGAGAUAUUGCCCGAGCUAGUGCCAGCACUGAACAAGCACGAGUGGGUGCUGAAGGCGACGCGCGUGCUGUGCGCGCGCAGCAUGCGCCUGCGCGCCUCCGAACGCGCCGUCGUGCACAACGCGCGCCUCAUCGGCCCCUUCCACCAGGGGGAGGGCUUCUCACUCGAAGACUUUGUACUUCUUGAGAGAUACAGCAAUCAAAUGUACGGAGAUAAACUUUCAGAAUUGCUCCGUAAGAAAAAGACUGUUACUAACGAUAUUUUAGAUGAUGACGAAGAGGAAGCAGAGCUAUCAACAGAGAGGUACCUGAAGGUGAUCUCAGUGCUGGCGGCGCGCAGCCCGCGCGUGCGCACGCCGCUGCCCGCCGGCCUGCGCGCCGAGCACUCCGUGGUCGAGCUGGCGCCGCUCUACAAGGACGAGGCGGCUGUUGAAAUAAUAGCGGUAGUGGACCCGGCGUCGACGGCGGCGCAGCGCCUGGCGCCGGUGCUGCUGGUGCUGCGACGCGUCGUCAACUGCCGGCUGCGGCUCUUCCUCAACCCGCAAGACAAGAACUCCGACAUGCCACUUAAGAGCUUCUACCGCUACGUGCUGGAGCCGGAGCUGCAGUUCACGGCGUCGGGCGCGCAGGGCGCGGGCGCGGCGGCGCGCUUCUCGCGGCUGCCGCACGCGCCGCUGCUGUCGCUGGAGCUGCGCACGCCCGCCAACUGGCUCGUCGAGUGCGUCAAGUCCGUGUACGACCUCGACAACAUACGCUUGGCUGACGUCGACUCCGUAGUGCAUAGUGAGUUUGAAUUGGAGUACCUCCUCCUGGAAGGCCACGCGUGGGACACGUCGCUAGGCACGCCCCCGCGCGGCCUGCAGCUGGUGCUGGGCACGCGCGGCCGCCCCGAGACCAUGGACACCAUCGUGAUGGCCAACCUGGGAUACUUCCAGCUCAAGGCGAAUCCCGGAGCGUGGAUAUUGCGCCUAAGACCUGGCCGAUCCGACGAGAUUUAUGAGAUUGUUGGCCACGAAAAUACAGACACGCCAGCGGGAUCUCAAGAUAUCCAAGUCCUGAUGAGCUCGUUCCGAAGUCACGUGAUCAAGCUGCGAGUUAGCAAGAAGCCGGACAAACAGCACUUGGACCUGCUUGUGGAGAACGACGAAAAGAAUUCCGGCGGGAUUUGGAACUCUAUUGCUAGUUCCUUCGGCGGCGGCGAGGAACAAGAGGCGCAAGACGAGACGAUCAACGUGUUCUCGGUGGCGUCCGGACAUCUGUACGAGAGGUUCUUGCGCAUUAUGAUGCUGUCAGUACUUAAACACACUAAAUCUCCUGUCAAGUUCUGGUUCUUGAAGAAUUACUUGAGUCCUUCUUUGAAGGACAUCCUCCCGUACAUGGCGCAAGAGUACGGGUUCUCGUACGAGCUGGUGCAGUACCAGUGGCCGCGCUGGCUGCAGCGCCAGCGCGACCGCCAGCGCACCAUCUGGGGCUACAAGAUACUGUUUCUCGACGUGCUGUUCCCUCUGCACGUCAAGAAGAUCAUAUUUGUUGAUGCAGAUCAGAUUGUGCGCGCGGACUUAAAGGAAUUAGUUGAAUUGGAUCUCGGAGGAGCUCCCUAUGGAUACACGCCAUUCUGUGACAGCAGAAAGGAAAUGGAAGGAUUUAGGUUCUGGAAGCAAGGCUACUGGCGCAACCACCUGCAGGGGCGCAGCUACCACAUCAGCGCGCUGUACGUGGUCGACCUCAAGCGCUUCCGCCGCAUCGCCGCCGGCGACCGCCUGCGCGGGCAGUACCAGGCGCUCAGCCAGGACCCCAACAGCCUGUCUAACUUGGAUCAAGACUUGCCGAACAAUAUGAUUCACCAGGUUGCUAUUAAGUCACUUCCACAAGAGUGGCUGUGGUGUGAGACUUGGUGCGACGACAACUCUAAGCAGUAUGCAAAGACUAUAGAUUUGUGCAACAACCCGAUGACGAAAGAGGCGAAGCUGUCAGCGGCGAUGCGCAUCGUGCCCGAGUGGCGCCACUACGACGAGGAGGUGCGCGCGCUGCAGGCGCGCGUGCGCCGCGGCCUCUACCAGCACGCGGACGGCGACCAGGAAAUCGAUAGUGAACAUAAUGAAGAAGUCGUGAGAACAAAAAGUGCCACAGAUGAGGAGCACACGCAUACAGAGUUA
This is a messenger RNA of Brenthis ino (lesser marbled fritillary), 4689 nucleotides long. NCBI's taxonomy places the organism in Eukaryota, Metazoa, Arthropoda, Insecta, Lepidoptera, Nymphalidae. The record is from the annotation of a GenBank genome assembly.